This is a messenger RNA of Rotaria socialis, 315 nucleotides long. The record is from the annotation of a GenBank genome assembly. NCBI's taxonomy places the organism in Eukaryota, Metazoa, Rotifera, Eurotatoria, Philodinida, Philodinidae.
AUGAAACAGCAAUUUCAAUGGCGGCGAUAUCGAAUAAUGACAAUGCAAGUGUUACCAAUAUCGUGUGUCUUUCUAAUUUUCCCAUUUCCGUAUGUGAUCGUAGUUCUUCUUCAACUAUGUGGCUUAUCCGCUUCUAUAGGUGGCGCAUUUUUAUCAAUUGCAAGAUUCUCAUCUUAUUAUGCUUUACUAAUCUUUCCAAUAAUUGCAGUAGGAUCAUCAGCAGAGUUAAGACAAAAAUUCAAGAAAAUUUUACUAUUUGGACGACAAGAACGUGCGAUCGCUCCAACAAUGACGUUUAACCAACAGAUGAUGUAA